Macrosiphum euphorbiae (potato aphid) is the source of this 480-nucleotide messenger RNA. NCBI's taxonomy places the organism in Eukaryota, Metazoa, Arthropoda, Insecta, Hemiptera, Aphididae. The record is from the annotation of a GenBank genome assembly.
AUGACGAAAACGCAGCAACGAGGCCAGUCAGCACGGACGUGCACGGUUCAACGGUUGAAACCCGUCACUGAAGGCAACAUGAAAACGACACCGGUUACGACCGAUGGCGACUACUCAAGGAAGGCAUUCCGCACAGAGGUCACCUGUUAUAAUUGUAGGGGUACUGGGCAUAUUUCGAGGGAUUGUCCACGACAUAAACGUCCUAUGAAGUGUUCAGGUUGCGGAUCUGAUGAACAUCGUCGAAGGCCGUGCCCUAAUGAAGCAACCGGAUCGUCAACCGAAACAAACACGCCCCGUCAAUUGGCGAACCUUGUCGAUUCAACCGCAGUACGGCAUACAAAAAACCAUUUCACGAAAACCAUUAUGCUGGACGGUACUCCAGUGCAUGGAAUAGUGGAUACGGGCAUUAUAAGUGUUCUGAUCCGUGACUCGGUCGCACGUAGAGCCAGACAAGUGACAUGUCCAUACUGUAUUCCGUAG